Messenger RNA from Danio rerio (zebrafish), 620 nucleotides. It is a transcript of the gene klc2, whose product is annotated as kinesin light chain 2. The record is from RefSeq and is marked provisional. Gene Ontology annotation, cellular component: kinesin complex; cytoskeleton. NCBI's taxonomy places the organism in Eukaryota, Metazoa, Chordata, Actinopteri, Cypriniformes, Danionidae.
AUCCAUUAAACCACAUUAGAAGUUUGAACCCCAUCCAUAAAGCAGCUUAUAAAAGCAGGUGUGUGUGUGUGUGUCAGUGGGUGAUGUCCACCAUGGUUUACCCUCGUGACGAGGCUCUGGAGCGGCUGACGCAGGAUGAUAUCGUGCUCAACACUAAAGCGGUGAUGCAGGGUUUGGAGACGCUGCGAGGGGAACACGCUCAACUCCUCAACACCAUCCUGGACUGCAGUCAACCAGCCGGAGCGCAGGAGAAAUCCAGACUGCUGCGCAAGAGCCUGGAGGACAUCGAGCUAGGCCUGGGGGAAGCACAGGUGAUCAUCGCUCUGUCGGGUCAUCUGAGCGCUGUGGAGUCAGAGAAGCAGAAGCUGCGUGCUCAGGUGCGUCGUCUCUGUCAGGAGAACCAGUGGCUGCGGGACGAGCUGGCGAAUACCCAACACAAGCUGCAGAAGAGCGAGCAGAGCGUCGCACAGCUGGAGGAGGAGAAGAAGCAUCUGGAGUUCAUGAACCAGAUCCGCAAGCUGGACGAGGACACAUCGCCCUCUGAGGAGAAGGCUGGGGAGAAGGAGAAGGACAAUCUGGAUGACCUGUUCCCCAACGAUGACGACCAGGGGCCAGGUGAG